UUCAUAAUGGAGUUCGCAUUGGCAAUGAACCGAAUGGCACUAUUCUUACCUUUGGUCCAAUCACACCCCUUUAUGAAUCAAUGGAAUCUGUUUUAAACCAAUGCAGAUGAAACAAUGUGCAAUACCACACAAAACAGGUUUCAUAGGCCUGAGGAGUUAAAUAUUCAUGUUUCUUAUAGACGUGCAAAAAAUGGGGUCGAGCAUUUGAAUGGAUCAUCGAUUGCAACUUCAAAUGAUGAGGUCUACAAAGCUGGGUCACAAGAUCAAAUGAUGCAGAAUUGUCGAAGUUUUCCACCUCAUAUGCCAUGCUUUCCUGGAUUCUUUUUGCCUUACUCAUGGAAUUCAGCUCCGUGGAGCUCACCUCUACCUCCACCGACUUUCUGCCCUCCAAGCUUUUCGAUGCCUUUCUAUCCCACAGCUCCAUACUGGGGUUGUGCUCUACCAACCUCAUGGAAUGUCCCUUGGCUUCCUCAACCUUCCUCUGAAAUGCAAACGGUCCCAAGUUCUGGUUCAAAUUCUCUAUCAUUGGGUAAGCAUUCAAGAGACGAGGACAUGGGGAAACCAUGCAGCAUCGGAAAAGAUGAACCGGUGAAUGAAAACAAUGCUGAGAGGUGCCUUUGGAUUUCGAAAACAUUAAGGAUCGGUGAUCCAGGGGAAGCAUCAAGGAAUUCUAUAUGGGUCACAUCGGGUUCAAAGAAUGAUAAAUCGGAUUCAAUAGGCGAUGAAAGACUGUUUAAAGGAUUUCAAUCAAAGGGUGAUGAAAGGAACCAGGUUCUUGAAACAUCUCCAAUCUUGCAAGCAAAUCCAGCAGCAUUUUCUAGGUCAAUAAACUUCCAAGAGAGCUCAUAAUCUUUUUGAAGCAAGCUAACUGAAGAGAACAAAUCAAGUCUUACUGUUUCUGAAGGCAUAGUGUUUAGCUGAAGUAGAAACCAUGCGCACACACGCACACACACAUAUGUAUCAAUGUAUAUUGUUUUCGUUUAGAUGGUUUGCAAGUUUUGUGAAAUACAUAUGAAAUGGUGAGAGGUAGGAUAAGGUAAAUGUUUGUACCAUAAUCUAAGUUUGUAUUUCAAAUGAAAUAGUGAUCUAAAUUUCAA
Molecule: messenger RNA, 1097 nt
Organism: Gossypium arboreum
Lineage: Eukaryota; Viridiplantae; Streptophyta; Magnoliopsida; Malvales; Malvaceae
Product: cyclic dof factor 3-like
Exons: 1
Coding region: 115-849 (244 amino acids)
Biological process (GO): regulation of DNA-templated transcription
Molecular function (GO): DNA-binding transcription factor activity; DNA binding
Source: RefSeq, a predicted model, not a curated record